Molecule: messenger RNA, 1610 nt
Organism: Pygoscelis adeliae (Adelie penguin)
Lineage: Eukaryota; Metazoa; Chordata; Aves; Sphenisciformes; Spheniscidae
Product: inverted formin-2-like
Exons: 4
Coding region: 1-1047 (348 amino acids)
Molecular function (GO): actin binding
Source: RefSeq, a predicted model, not a curated record
AUGUAUAGUAAAAAGGCCACCAAUUUGGAGGAAAUUGUGGCUUCAGUACCUUCCACUUUUGCCUCAGCUAAUGGUCAGGCAGAAGACCUGCACACUGUUAAGAAGGGGGUGGUGAAGCAGGAGGAGGUGUGCGUCAUCGAUGCGCUGCUGGCCGACAUAAGGAAAGGGUUCACGCUGAGAAAGACAAAGAACAGACACGAGUCGGAUGCACUUCCUAAAAGCUCACCUGCAGAGAGCCCGGAGGAGAGCCAGUCUGGAAAGAGCAUUAAGGAUCCACAAGCAGCAGGAAAGCAGAUCGAUGAUAAGACCAAGCAAAACAACAAUGGUCAUCCCUCAGAAAGCACUCCCCCUUCAACCACUGCCCUGAUGGAGAUGAGUGGAGAUGUUACAAAUGCCUCAGCUUCAAACCAGGCAUUAUCUAAAAACAAUGCUGGAGGAAAUUUGCCACCAGAGUCCUGGACAGAAAGCCCCUCAGUAAGCUUGGUGGAAGCAGACGGGGACAGUCAGCCCAUGCCAGGUGCCGGGAUGGAGCCGGCAGACAGCUGGGCAAGCCUCCAGCCAAGCACGAAGAGCGGCUCCAUUGCCUUCUCUGCUGCUAACAUAGGCACAGGGAUAAGGUUUGCAAGCAGCAGUUCGGGCACUGCUCUGAGAGACCAACUCAAUGGAUCCAUCUCAGAAGGCCAGGACAAUGAAUGCCCAGCUGAUGGCUCAGAGAGCUACAGGCUGGUGCAGGAGCCAGAAACCCAGCCGAGCGAGACUGGAGUCGACACUGGCAGUGCUCAGUCCACUCCCUGCAAUGAGGCUCAUCGGGCAGAGUCGAAAGAGAUGGCAAAGGAAAACGAAGACCCUGGUACAGAUUCGCUGUUGGACACCUCACAAGAGAAGUCCUUCUCGGAGGAGCCAGCCACCGACUCCUCUUGUUCUGCAACGCUCCCCCCAGGGCAAACUCACACCGACAGGGAAAAGCAGAGGCCAUCUGGGAAACGGAGGAAGAAGAAGAGGCACAGCAAAAGCUACUCAGGUGUCACGGCAAGGCAGAAGAAAUAACAGAGACCCAGUGAAUCACUCACAUGUCCCCGGAGUGCUGCCAGCUUCUCAGAAGCCAGGCUCUGCAUCGCCAAAACGCCACCGUGGUCACCUCUGCCCCACCAGAACGCACCGCUUCUCCUCGCGCAGCCUUUCGCUCCCCUCCCCAAGACCCAAAGAGCCUCCCCUGAGACUUCGGCCCCCUCGGCCCGUGCCUUACGCUGGGGGCCCAUGGGAACGGGGGACGGUUCUGCGCCUGGUGGCAUGAAAGGGUCAGACCUCUCGCCCGCUGUCCUCAAAGCCAAGUCUUUGAACCUGCUCUUAGGCCAAACUUGAAAUGACAGCUGAGUGUGGCCCAAGAAAGGACCACAGUGUUUAGCGCUCAGAGAAAUUUUAAAAAUAGCAGUGCCUCAACUAAAUUAAGGGUAUAAAUUAAGCAGUGGCUGUACCGUCACAGGUGGAAGCAUGUUACUCCCUCUUCUCAUUGCCCACUGAUGAUUUAUAUUGGACCAGGUCCAAGACCCAGAUCAGACAAAUGUAUUUUUACUCUCAAUCAUUUAAAGCAAGGGAAAUCGGAUACAGGG